CCUUGAGGGUGAAAACAUGGCAACCCAGUGUCGUCACCACUGUAAGUUGGUAGAGCGGGAAAUGAAUGUUUACGGUUAAACGUCGACGUUAAAACUCUGAAACUGGGACGAACAGUUACAAAUGUUAAGGAUAAUGGUUAACGCUCGUCAUUAAAUGAUAAAAUACAGCUGCCGAAGCGCUGAAUUUACGUCAAAUUGGACGAAUGGAUGUAACUUAAGCAAAGGAAGCUAGCCAACGAACGGGGUCAACUGAGGACAGUGACUGGGGUAUGUCGUCUCACAACAGAGCGCAAAGAAAUGCUUUUUGUUCCUUAAAGGAGAACAUAAUGAGGCCCAAACCCACACAGAGGAAAACUGGACCAAAUUGUAAAGGAAAAGGUAGCAAAAAUGGCGAGAAGACGUCACAAAAGUCCCAUUUGGCGCAGCUUAAACCUUUUGCUGGGAAAGUGUUUUACCUGGACCUGCCAUCCAACAAAACAACAGAGUCAUUGGAGCGAGACAUUCAGCGCCUCGGAGGGAGUGUUGAGAAGUUCUUCAGCAAAGAAAUCAAGUAUCUCGUAACCAACAAGAGGGAGGCGAGAUACAUUCAAUGCCUCAAGCGUGACUCUCCGGUCCCGAGCCCGCAAUCUGGACACAGUUCACCCUUCCCUGGCCCAAAUCCGCUCCAGCCGCUGCACGGCAGUGACCACACAAAGAGCAGGUCUACGGGUCAAAUAGAAACGGUUGUCACAAGUCGUGGAAAGUGUUUAGCGGAGAGGGCAGUGAAGGAAAAGGAAAGAGUGCAGAUCCACAAGAUCCUGUCAAAUGCUCUGGAAUGGGGUGUGAAAAUCCUCUACUUGAAUGAUGUGAUGGCGUAUGUUGAGAAGAAGAAAAAGAUCCUCGCAAGCCACUGCCCUGCAGCCACAACAAAUGUCAAAGCCGAGUCAACAGCAAAGCACACCCAUCGGAAACACAAAGGAGGACGCAUCCACAAACCUUUCAUCAAGGUUGAAGAUUCCAGCAGACAUUACUGUCCGAUAUACCUCACCAUGCCAAAUAUGGCCGACUUAAACCUGAAGACGCUUCCCCCUCGGAGUCCCUUCUUAUUUAACGGUGAAGACCCUGCAGUGGGCAAACAGCAAGGGAACAGAAGUGGCAAAGCCUCGACCCCUGAAGAACAAGCCGCUGGGCGGAAGAAGAACAAGGACAAGAAACGAGGCGGCUACUGCGAGUGCUGCGCUGCCAGAUACGAAAACCUGACUACACACCUGCAGAGUGAACGUCACAAGGCUUUCUCCAAGAGCGAUGCGUAUCAAGUGGUGGAUCGACUCCUUUCCAAUCUACACUGCAGCUUCACUCGCGUCAGCGCGCUUGUUAAAAGACCAAGGUGGAUUCUUUCUACCGCUCUGGUUUCCCCUGGAACAUUUGGAAGAACUGAGCUCGGCAGCAAGCGAGACCAUGACUCCACGAGGAGUAUUAAAGACGAGCCGCACGCUCCUGUUGACGGCACAGAAGAACCUUUUUCACAACACGCUUUAAAAAUGUCUCCAGCUCGUCUGAUUCACGGCAGGAAGUGGCUUUCUGCGUCACGCAAGUCAAAACUCCAAUCUGUGUGCAGACAGAAUCUGUUCACUUCCUGCCCUCCAAAGUCGGCAGAGAAUGCAGAAACUCUGCCCUCUAGCGGUGAGCGUGUGACCCACAGUGCCCUGUUAUUCCCUCAGGUCAGCCUUGAUGUGCAAGUAUCUCACACGGACACGCACAGCCUGACAACACCUGCCCAUCAAGAUCCGCGCAGUGUGUCAUACUUGGGGCGCCCCGACGUUAUCACAAAUCAACCAGAUGAGGCUAACAUCAACACAGAGUCGCCCGGGAAAGCCAGCAGAGGCGUUUCGGAGCGAGAUCCUCCUUCACAGACUCGAACUUCUCCCGCCAGGAGAGUAAAGAGGAAGGUCAAAGCUUAUAAACGCAAAAGACGGAAACUAGACCCAAAGGCGACAUGUCAAGAGCAUGACCCUUGCGACGAUUCCCUGCUGACGCUGCGGCAACUUUUUUGCUCCAGUGACGACACACACGUGGAAUUCCUGGGAUUCGAAGACCAGAUGGGAAUUAUGGAAUGAAAUGGAUUGUAAGAGGUUGUUUUCCCUUGCUGUACCAACAAGGAAUGGGGGUUCUUUCACUCACACACAGAGAUCCCGGAAAAUAGAUGCAUCACAGCCGCAAUGCUAGUUAUUUAUCCGCAGGUGCCUUUUAUACAGAACACCCAAACAGCUCGGUCCUGGCAUUGUGCAAUACCCUGACACACAGACGGUGUCCUGUCCCACACACACUCAUUCAUUUUCUUCCGCUUAUC
Doryrhamphus excisus (bluestripe pipefish) is the source of this 2329-nucleotide messenger RNA. RefSeq names its product DBF4-CDC7 kinase regulatory subunit (gene dbf4). Gene Ontology annotation, cellular component: Dbf4-dependent protein kinase complex. Gene Ontology annotation, biological process: positive regulation of nuclear cell cycle DNA replication; regulation of cell cycle phase transition. Gene Ontology annotation, molecular function: zinc ion binding; nucleic acid binding; protein serine/threonine kinase activator activity. NCBI's taxonomy places the organism in Eukaryota, Metazoa, Chordata, Actinopteri, Syngnathiformes, Syngnathidae. The record is from RefSeq and is a predicted model, not a curated record.